AUGCCACCACCACCUCCUCCCCCGCCGCCGCCGCCGGGAGGUUUGGGCGGUCCUCCUCCGCCGCCUCCUCCAGGAGGACUCCCAGGCAGACCUCCAAAAGGACAGGCCAAAGACCGAGGCGCACUUCUUUCCGAUAUUCACAAAGGUACCAGGUUGAAGAAAGCUGUUACCAAUGACCGAUCAGCACCUGUCGUCGGGAAAUCAGGAGGUGGCUCAGCGGCUCCUCCUAUCGCGAGUGCACCGCCUGUUCCUGGUGCAAGGGCACCUCCAAGCGGGCUUGCGCCGCCUGUGCCUUCCGGGCCGGCCGCGAACCGAUUACGCAGCAAUAGCGAAGGAGUCUCCGGCGCAGAUAGUGCGGCUGGCGCAACACCGCCUCAGUUAGGGGGCCUCUUUGCAGGUGGAAUGCCGAAGUUACGCAGUCGUGGAGGUGUCGAUACGGGCGCUACUCGAGACUCACCAUAUAUGUCUGAUACCGAAGGUGCACGUCGACCCCCUGCUGCUCCAGCCCCCAAGCCUCCCACAGCCCCCCGACCCCCUGGGGGCAGGCCACCCCCUCUUCCUCCUUCAAUGGAUUCUCCGCCCGCACCACCGGUCAAUCAUUUGGUUGCCGGCUUGAAGAAGCCUCCCCCGCGUCCUAUCUCAAGAGCCUCAUCCACGGUCUCGGCGCCAACUGCAAAGGCUCCAGACGUGCCACCCCCACGUGCACCCCCUCCACCUCCAGCACCGGCGCUGGAUCCAAGCGCUUAUACACUUUCCAAUGGUGGAUCGCCUGCACCAGCCUCACGCAGCCCCUCAGCACACGGCCCAUCAGCUCAUGGCCCAGUCCGAAUAGAAGACGUAAGAUUCAAGUUCCAAAGUGAUGGGCUGCUCUCCAAACCACGGCAGUUUGUUGGUGGAGUCCGCCGAUACCGCGCCGGAAGGGGCAGCAGUGUUCCAUUGGACUUGAGUGCUUUGCGUGGAUGA
Messenger RNA from Penicillium paradoxum, 963 nucleotides. RefSeq names its product putative proline-rich, actin-associated protein Vrp1. The record is from RefSeq and is a predicted model, not a curated record. Bases 1 to 963 code for a protein of 320 amino acids. Lineage: Eukaryota; Fungi; Ascomycota; Eurotiomycetes; Eurotiales; Aspergillaceae. The transcript is spliced from 3 exons. Gene Ontology annotation, molecular function: actin binding.